GGCGAAGACGACGCUGUACACUUCAAUCAUCAUUUUACGGUAUCAAUAACGUCUAUAUUCAGAUAAUUCAGCGCAAGAGCUUUAAGAAAUCCGCUGCACGAGGAUCGUUUUCAAAAAGGGUGGUUGUUUUCCUCCGAGUCAAAAUUAUUCAGACAAAAUUUUCCUUGCAUCACAUAAUCAAAAGUGCCCUCAAGGUGACCGGACAAUGUCAGAAGGCUUUUUCCUCACAUUCCAGUCUCAGCUCUCCGUUGUCAUGGAGACCAUCCUCAAAUCCGCCAUGUUUGAGAUAACCAGGCUGGUGGAGGACAGCUUCCUCGAGGAAGUGGGUCGUUGUAAACAGGAGGUGGAACUCUUGAGACGAAAGCUGCAGUUGUCUGAAACUAAACUGAGGGAGAGAGAAUGCGAACGGGGGAAGAAGUUACAGUUCACAGACUGUGGCCGAACAGGAGAUGAAAGCCGACAGGUAGAGACAGUUCCAGGCCUAAACUUGAGAGAUCAGUCUACCACAGGGGCUCCACUGACUGAAAAGGUGUGGAGUAUAAGACAGCAGUUGGAGCCUAACAUAGACAAAGCAACACACUUGCAUUCUAAAGAGAAGCAUGAUGUACACAAACAGAGUGCUAAUGAGAUCACCGCAGCUCACACCAACUCCAAUGCACAGAUUCCUCUGGAAGUUCUACAGAGACUUCUGGACAAUGCAGCAGUUCAUAGCGAGUCCACUUGUGACUUUAAACCUAGAGUGAAUGACAUAGAUGAAUCUGAAAAGGACUUCACUCUUGAUAAGGAAAUGGACUUCAAUCACGCAAAACUGUUACAAAGUCCUUUGGCUGAGGAUGGGCAUAAUGAUUUGGCACCGUCUUCACCAAACAGUAGAGUAAAAUCAGAGACAGAGCUGGAUCUUCUACCUGUCAAGGAUGAGGAAGAGAUGGUUCCAGUGUGGGAUAGCGAUAGAGAUGAUGGUUGCCAUGCUGAAAUGGUUGAUCCGAGUCACGAAGAGCUCAGAGGGUCUAGUGAUCAGGAGGAGAUACAGAUUGGCCGAAGGUUUGCGGAAUGUCCCUCCACAGAACAAGGAAAACUGCACCCCAUAAACAGGCGGAGAACAUUCAGCGUAGUGGCCAGGGAGAUCCUGACACAGUUUCAGGUUUGGCAGAGGGCAUGCUAUAGCAGGAAUAUUGAGUGGGGCCCAAUUACAGCAAAGAUCAUUUCUGCACUGCCACAUUUGUAUGGAAAGGAGACAGAGGUGAUCGUUCGAUGUACUAAGAUGCUACACAAUCGCAGGGAUUACCUUCGAAGGAGAGCAAAGGAAGCUGCUGUGGAAAGAAAUAUGUUACCUAUGAGCCAGAGAUUUCUUGAACAACUUCAAAAUGUCUGCAUGAAAGCGUGAUGGGGUCCUGAGAGCGGGAAUGAGGUCACACUGGGGUUUGUUUCCCGUCGGUCCGUUUUGCGGUUGCGCCGAACGCUCCACAGCGACCAUAGAGUGCUGAUCGCCUACAUUAAACGAGCAAGAAAUCAUUGUUU
Xyrauchen texanus (razorback sucker) is the source of this 1518-nucleotide messenger RNA. RefSeq lists its product as uncharacterized. The transcript is spliced from 8 exons. Lineage: Eukaryota; Metazoa; Chordata; Actinopteri; Cypriniformes; Catostomidae. The coding region runs from base 206 to 1384 and encodes 392 amino acids. The record is from RefSeq and is a predicted model, not a curated record.